UUACGAAAUCCGAUUGCAAUCGGGCAUAUAAAGAGUUAGACUGUAACUCUGAUCAGGCAGUAACGCCCGAGCAUCAACGAAGCACAUAAUCAGAUUGGUCAUAAAGCAGAUCCUAAAGAUGUCAGAAGAAGCAAAAGAUGGGACUCCAAUGUCACUAGCCCAAACAGGUUUGUUCGACUUCCGGCACAAGUAUGGAAAAUUCGUCAACGUCAUUCUUAGAAACUAUGACAGAAAAACAAAGGAGGAUAUACUGAAAGCCUUAAAGGAACUGAAAUCCCAGGCAAACGCCAUGAAUGGAAGAACACGCAUCCUUGUGGCUUUCAAUCCUGAACUCUGGAAGAAAUGGGGAUGCAAGGCCGACUUAGAAAUGAGAUCCGGUGAGCAAUACCUUACCAAGAACUCGAAGAAGUUUGUUUCUACCCCAGGUGAUGUUUUCUUCUACAUAAAAUCGGAUGAACUUGACUGUGCUAAUCAGAUGCUGAAUCGUCUGAAGGACAAACUACCUACUAGGAUAGCUAAGAGCUUACAUGUCACAGAGUCUGUGGAACAUGGAAACACUAAAAUUCUUGGUGGACUAUUCAGGGAGGGUCUCAGAAACUUUUCAGAUCCUGUAUCUACUAGUGCACACAUUUUAGUAAGCAGUGACAAUAAUGGAAUACCUGGGGGAACAUAUAUGAUGACACAGAAAUUUGAAAUCAACUGGGAGGUCCUUGGAUCAAAGACUAUAGCACAGAAAGAAGAUAUGGUAGGUAGAAAAGUUCACACAAAUAUCAUCAUACCUAAUGAUUACGAAAGACGACAUAUCAACAGAGCUCAUUUUGUAGACAAGUUCCCUCCACCAUGCAAUGUUCUGAAAGGAUUUCGGAGAGUUUUCAGGCAGUCCAUGCCUUACGGCAAAUCUGACACAGGUAACGGACGAGAACAGGGCUUGUUCUACUUAUCCAUAACAAAGUCCACAAAUACGUUUGUAGAACUGUUGGAAAAUCUAGCUGGAGUGCAGGCAAACUCCCCCAAUGGUGAGAUUACAGUUGAUGAGCUAAUCAGCUGCUUUGCUCCUAUUGAGGGGACAUUCUGGUAUGUACCAAAUAAGGAGGAACUGGAAAUUAAUGAUGAAGGAGUAUGCACAGUUGACCUUGAUCCUCACUGGGAUGUAAGAAGUAAAAAUGGCUUAAUGUUCUACAACCAGACAGAUUACAUGCAUGUCAUGGGAACUGGGCAGUACUCAGAGAAUGACCCACCAUCAGAGAGAGUCCUUCGUCUUUUGGGCUAUGCUUUUGAGCAAUGGAAUCACCAGUGGUUCAAACAACAGACUCCCCCUGAAAUACCUUCGCUGGCAGACACACUGAAAUUAAGUGAACAGUCACAUCUAAAUGACUCCAUUCCACUAAGGAAAGGUCUUGCCAUUAAGAAAACCCUUGGAGAAGUAUGCACCACUAGCAAUAUGAAGACUGAUCCAAACAAAUUCUAUGGCUGGAAGGCAGAUCUUUUCAAUAUUCACCCUGAUGAAAUUAUUGUUGGGAGAAUGCCAAGGUUCUCCCUUGGUCUUGGAAGAGUUGUCAUGCCUUACCUAAGCGAAAAGGAAAGGUUAGGAGCUUUUCUGACAGGACUCAGUGAAGACUCUGGAGUAGGACAUGUAACUCCUAAACAUCAAAAGGUUUUAACAUUAGGCCUUGAUGGUUUAAUUGCAGAUAUUUUUGUAAGACUAAAAUCAAAGGGACUUACACAGACACAAAAAGAGUUCUAUCAGUCUACAAUCCUUGCAUUGGAAGGGGUCCAAAUGUACAUGGAAAAUUACAGCAUACUUGCUGCUCAUUUAUCUACACUCCAAUCUGAAUAUUCAGAAGAACAGAGGGAAAAUUUAAGGACAAUCUCACAGCGGAUGAAAAAGCUGGCUCAUAAGCCUGCCGAUACCCUUGUUGAAGCAGUACAGAUGGUAUUUACAAUCCAUUCAUGCUUACAUCUCACUGGCGAGCCUGUAGCUGUUGGCAGAUUUGACCAGUACUUAGAGCAAUAUCAGAAUACAUGUUCUUCAGAUGAGGCACAAGAUAUUAUAGACUGCUUCUGGAUCAAAUUAAGUGAAAGAGUAAUACUGAACCGCCAUCUUGUAGUGGAUCAGACAAAAUGGGGUAGCUGUGCAGUCCCAUAUGCUACCAAUGGUAUGUUUCCAAAUGGUGAUUCUAUUAAUCAGUGGGUUCAGCAACUGACUGUAGGGGGGUACAAGGCCACAGAUGAUGAUAAUCCUAUUCCAGGAUCAAACAAAAUAACUAUGUACUGUCUAAAAGCAGCACGCCGACUUCCUCUGAAUGCCCCAUGUUUAUCUUUACGUCUGCAUAAAGGAAUAUCAGCAGAUCUAAUUGUGGAGGCUGCAAAAGCAUUAUUAAGUGGAGGUGCUCACCCAAUUCUACCCCAUGAUGACAGACUAUGCCCUGGGCUCCUGAAAUCUGGUUCACAUCAGAAAAACCCAGUUUCUCUGGCAGAAUCUAGAGACUAUGCUUGUGAUGGUUGCUAUGAGCCAAUGGUUGAUGGAAAAUCCGAGUUUGCAUUUGCUUAUGUACCUCUUCCCCAGAUUAUUGAGUUAACUAUGAAUCAAGGCUCUCUGUAUAUACAAUCUGGUCCAAACUUCCUUCAAGGAACAGCUGCAUCUGUACCAACACCUCACCCAGAUAAUAUCAAAACAUUCGACAGAUUUAAAGAGAUCUUCAAAAAACAUCUCCGUGUGCAAGUUGAGAAGAACAUGUAUGGUGUACUGAUUAACUAUGGGAACAUCUGGAAAUAUUGUCCUACGCCACUUUUAUCUUCAGUUAUUGAAGGAUGCUUAGAAAGUGGACGGGACCACUACAAUGCAGGUGCUAAGUAUCACAUAAUGAGCUGCAUGUUUGUUGGAUUUUCCACUUGUAUUGACUCACUGUAUGCCAUCAAGAAAAUGUGUUAUGAUGAAGCUUCAGCUACUACACACCUAAGUCAACUACUUGAAUGCCUCAAGUGUGACUGGGGUUUCCAAAUGCAAGAACCAUUUGUGGAUAAUAUAGUAGGCCCAAUCAGAACAAAGGAAAAAAAGGAUCAUUUUGAAAUAUUGCGCAAUCAAGCUUUACUGUUAGAUAAAUUUGGUACAGAAAAGGGUGCUGAAAAUGAAGAAAUACAGAACUUAGUAGCCUGGUUGUCUGACCUCAUCAUCCAAACUUUCAACGAGGUUGUUUACAAUGAAGACACAAAUACGCCUUUGCAGGGUUUGAUUCAAGAUCUUGAAAAGAGGUAUUCAAUCCCAGGAGUCCCUUUUGAAUUUUUAUUCACCCCUGGCAGUGGUACAUUUGAAGGAUAUGUAGGAUGGGGCCUAGCUUGUGGAGCUUCAGCUGAUGGACGAAGAGAAGGAAUGCCAAUAGCCUCUGACUUCAGUGCUGUUCCUGCUCCUCAGGACUUAAACCCAAAUCCACCACACUGCAACAUUUUCAAGUCUAUGAAAAACUGGGACUACCCUGCUAUUAAUGAUGGUUUUAGCUGUGGUGCUGAAAUAGAUCUGAAUGUUUCUGAAGACUUUUCCCUAGAUGACUUAGUCAAGUUGAUAUACAUGUUCUCCAAGCAAGAAGGUCAUAUUGGAGGAAACCUUCUCACAGUGACAUGCGCCGAUGAAUCCACUUACAAGAAAGCCACUGAAAUGCCAGAAAAAUACGGACUUGUCCGGGUACGGAUGGGAGGAUGGAGCGAAUUCUUCAAUACUAUGUUCAGUGCUCACCAAGAGCAGCACAUGAGGCGAGUUUAUUACGAGGCAAAGUGAGAAGCUGGCGCCAUCAACGUGGUACACCCAAGUUCCCAAUACACAAGCGAACUCAAUUAGUGUUAUCUUAACUUUCUAUAGGCGUCAUGGAAGUUAUUGAUACGCAUAAGUUCUACGAGUGACCCACGAAGUUAUCAAUACGGUACACUGAAGUUCGAAGUGUGACACUAAAUUUCAAUUAUUUUAUGCUUAAUUCCACGAAAGGCCCACUGAAAAUCCUUGAAGUUCUAUCCGUACAGUAGACUAAUGAAAUGGGACCUCUAAAAUAAUUCUGAAUAGUAAGGAAGGUCCCAUCAGUUACUUUAAAUUUAUCCUUUCUGCACAUCAUGACUUUUACUAUCGUUUGGCUCACGGUCUACGCCAACCUACAGAAAUGUUUUGCUUUCAAGAUACAGAUUACCUUACUACCAACAGUAUAAUACAACUAUACUUAAUCCUGUCUGUUUGAUGUACAAAUAAUCUUAGGUGUAAGAUGAUUCCUAAUUUAAUAAUCUUAGGUGUAAGAUGAUUCCUAAUUUAAUCACAUUACCAUUAUGCAAAAUUUAGUAUCUGAAUCAAUCAGGCACGAAAUGUAUCACUCACUCACGAUGUAAAUAUAGAAAACUUCAUAAA
Molecule: messenger RNA, 4384 nt
Organism: Macrobrachium nipponense
Lineage: Eukaryota; Metazoa; Arthropoda; Malacostraca; Decapoda; Palaemonidae
Exons: 4
Coding region: 119-3772 (1217 amino acids)
Cellular component (GO): cytosol
Molecular function (GO): heme binding; peroxidase activity
Source: RefSeq, a predicted model, not a curated record